Messenger RNA from Mycena indigotica, 1197 nucleotides. Its product is annotated as Beta-lactamase domain-containing protein. The record is from RefSeq and is a predicted model, not a curated record. The transcript has a single exon. NCBI's taxonomy places the organism in Eukaryota, Fungi, Basidiomycota, Agaricomycetes, Agaricales, Mycenaceae. The coding region runs from base 1 to 1197 and encodes 398 amino acids.
AUGCAAUCACUUCCUCCAGAACUUGCGAGCCUUGUAUUCGUCCAUUUCGUAGCGCUUGAACCGCCUCGGAUUGGCUCGAGUAGCAGACUCAGAACUGGACCACUUGUUCUUGCAAGUGUCUGUUCCAGCUGGCGGGCGCUGGCCCUCCGUCUGCCAGAGCUCUGGGGUGUCAUUCGUAUCUACCCACCCGUUGGCGCCAAUAUAAGCAACCAGAGAAUCCGGGACCUUUUCCAACUCCUCCCUCUAUGGCUUUCACGCUCUGGAAACACACUUCUUGACAUCUACGUCAGCAACGCUUUCCACCGACACCAAAUCGACACGAUAUUUGCCCUUCUCGCACCCUUCUCGCCGAGAAUACGUGCCCUGGACAUUCCCAUCCAAGAGUCUGCAUCCUUUCCGUCCGAAUUCCAGUGCAGCAGCCUAGAAAGUCUGAUUCUCGAGUUCUUGCCCCAACGGAGAGUUGUAACACCCCCGAGUGUCUUCGUCUCCGCAACCUUGCUGCGGCAUCUCACACUAUCCAAUGCAACUCUUAGCUCUGUAGAAUAUAUUCCCAUCGAGCUAAUUACACAUUUGGAGUUUCGGGCAUCAUCGAGCUCGGCCUAUUCGUGCCUCGAAAUACUGCGACGCGCAUCCAGACUUGAGGAGCUCAUAGCAGAGCUAGAAUGGGAUCGCGACCUUCUCCAUCCCCCAGCUCUGUUAACUCUUGCCCACCUUCAUACACUUCGCCUGGUCACCAGUGCCGAUCGCACACUAUUCCCAUUCCUUGUUCUCCCGAAGCUUGAUUCGCUGGAACUCAAUGGCCUCAACUCCAAUGCAGCCAUACUUAGAGGCGUCAGCUUAGGAGAGCGCUCGUCGUGGACCAUCCGUUCUAUCUGUCUGCGACACAUGAAUACUGACGCAAUCCUGCAAAUGCUCAGCAUUAACCCAAGCCUCGAAAUCGUCCACAUAGACUGGCCACUGGGCUCCCUUGCUUUGCUGUUUGUGCAAAUGGCAUCGAAUGCACCCUUUAUCCCUGCCUUACGACAACUUUCUAUUCAGAACUAUCGUCCCGAGACUAGCGAAAUUGCAGUUUUAGCUUCGACACUGACUUCAAGUUCUUUGAAGGUGUCAAUUUCUCUGGUGCACAAGUCAGACGUAAACUGGGUGAAAGAAACACUGCGGGAACCAUUUGGUGAUAUAUUGCUUCGUGUUACAUAG